This is a messenger RNA of Oldenlandia corymbosa var. corymbosa, 1200 nucleotides long. Lineage: Eukaryota; Viridiplantae; Streptophyta; Magnoliopsida; Gentianales; Rubiaceae. The record is from the annotation of a GenBank genome assembly.
AUGCCUGGUAUAGAUAAGCUUCUCCUUUGUUUCAAUUUAUUGAAAUCAAUUGACCUUGACUUUAACCAGUCCAGCAACUAUAAUGGACUUGCGGUCUGGGCAAGAGGUGUAGAGGUUCCGACUGCUUUCCUCGCUAGGUGGCCACCAGGAACCUUGCAGUCGUUGAAGGAUUUUCUUGAUGGCCGAGAAGGUGGCAUCUCAUUUUCAACUCAAGAAGAUGCUGCCAAGACAAGUAUCUUCUCAAAAAGUUGGCCAGAUCUUUGGUUGGAUGUCGAUAGACUUGAUUUUGAAUCGAGAAAAAUGUGGAAAGCGAUUGAAGAUGAUGAGCAUCCAGAUUAUGAAAGAUUCCUUGAGAGCAAUUGCCAAAAGAGAGUGCACAUGCUAGAGUUGGAUCUGUCUGCAUAUGAUGGAAUGGUUGCUUACAUUUGUUAUGAUUUUUCUCUGAACCUGCUUGGGCUGACUAAUGGGAAUUCAUUUGCACUACCUCUUCCUAAUUCCUAUGGGCAUGGGAUCAACUCUGAUGCGCUAUCUUUUGGCUGUAAUUCCCUUAGAACUUUGGCGUUUAAAGGUGUAAACGUGUCUAGGGAAGUUCUCGAAUUUUUCUUGCAUAAUUGCCCUUUCCUUGAGCAUUUGGGAGUGGAAAUCUCUGAUGAUCUGGAAAAUUUUAAAGUCACAACUUGGUUUAAGAAUGUUCCUAUGCUUGUGGAUGUUUUCAUUGGUGGAUUAGUUUAUGGAAUGUUAGGACUGUUCGAUCGUGUUAUUUCAUGGCUUGCUUGUUGCCUGUCAAGACUGGAGGCUCUCACGGUAGAUAUCAAGACCUUCGGAUUGAUUAAGGGUAAAAAUACAAAUGUAGUAUUUCCUCAGUUAAAGCAAUUAUCUUUCCAAGUGUCUGAACCAAGCAACAGGAGCCUGAUUUCAUAUACUUAUCUCAUGAGGGCAUUCCCCAACUUGGAGAAGUUCAUCCUUAAGGCUGUAGGAAACUUUAAUGUCAAAACCAGAGGUCUAAUUGGAGUUCUGGUUCCUGGUGUAGAGGUUGAAGCCGAAGUUCCACAGGCAUCAGUGUUCAAGUUCACCAAGACCAAUGAGUUGAUCCUUCCAUGGGGUUUCGCAAUGAAAAUGAGGAACUCCAAGCUCUCAGGGAUCGUGUUUGAAGGUGGGAUUCGAGGCAGAGCUUCUCACAGAAAGGAGUGUGAAGGCUGA